Molecule: messenger RNA, 2909 nt
Organism: Sphaeramia orbicularis (orbiculate cardinalfish)
Lineage: Eukaryota; Metazoa; Chordata; Actinopteri; Kurtiformes; Apogonidae
Product: transmembrane protein 235
Exons: 4
Coding region: 506-1141 (211 amino acids)
Cellular component (GO): apical plasma membrane
Source: RefSeq, a predicted model, not a curated record
UGUCGGUGAAGGGGGGCAGAUAUGGCACAGCUGUUUUCACUGGAGGAAAAAAAGUGUCAAGUACGCAUUGCACAAAAAAGACCAAACCGGAUGUGAGUAAUUUUGAGAGGAAAAACGAAUUGCAGCGGAUGCACUGACUACUACAACGUUUUUACGAUUUAUUAGUUUUAUUUUGAAGCAAUUUUUCGGAAGUUUAUUAUUUCAUUUACGCAAAAUAACGCUGCUUAAAUCCAGGAGCGCUACAGCCGCGGUCACAUACCAAAAGGAGCGCAUACCUUUUCGUGUGAUUUCUUCUUUAUGAUAAAACCGAAAAUUGGAUUGUUGUGUUACUAUUUUCAUUUUUCCAGUCAUACAUAAAGGAGGAGGAAGCAGUAAAGACCCGGCACAUUAGGGAAUGACCCAGCUGGAGAGCUUUUACGCACCGCGCACCCUGGAGCGUCGAUACGGAUCUAAGUGGAGAAAAAUCUAAAAAGUCCUCAGAGUAGCAGUGCACUGUGGGCUGUGUAUGAUGAGGUACGGGCUGGUGGUUGUCUCUGCUGGGUUUACUGGUUUGCUCAGUUUUAGCCUCCUCGCUGUGGCAAUUGGAACUGACUACUGGUAUAUAAUCGAUGUGAAUAAACCUAACGACACAGGUUCAGAUGAUCUGAGUUCACAUUCUGGACUCUGGAGAAUAAAUGAAGGAGCAAACGGGAGGUCAGUCAUCCCUUCUUUCACAGCAAAUAUGUCAAGCCUGUCAGAAGUAGAAAGGCACCUUCUUGGUUUGCACAAAGUGGUUGUCAUCAUUUUGCCUCUCAGUUUGGUCAUGUUGGUAUUUGGCUGGAUCUUCGGGCUUGUCAGUUCGUUGGCGUGCAGUCCCAACUUACUGGCCAGAUCAGCAUUCUACAUCCUCUUCUGCAGUCUUUUUACCCUCACUGGACUCAGCAUUUACAUAAGAUAUUCGAACCAGGCUAUGGAAGAGUUCCAGCGGGUCGUGUCCCCGGAGAACCUCGCCUAUGUGGAUGCAUCAUUUGGCUGGUCCUUAGCCGCUGCCUGGCUCUCCUUCAGCCUGGAGGUGGCCACUGGCCUGCUGGUCAUGCUUGCUGCGAGAAUAAGCCAAAUGAAGGGACACUACGACUCUGGUGUGACUAUCGCCAUGUUGUGAGCUGCUCCUGCUUCACAUCCAAAACAAACUAAAAGCUGUUUACAAAAAAAAGAAUGAAAAAAGAAAAGUAUUGUAUUCUCAUACAAUAGUGUACAAUUGUACUUGGUAAAAAAAAAAAAAAAAAAAAAGAAAUGUAGAAGCACACUCAGCCGAGUUGUAUGUGCACCCAUAGAUACAGUGAUGGCAAAGAUGUUGUUGUGACGGCCGCUACCUUUCAUCCUCACUGUGUCAUUUUCUGCCCAUUGUCCCAGUCUUUGGUGUUGUUAGAAAUGUGUUUCAGCAAACAAAAAGGAAAGAGGCUAACCAUCCACGGUGUAAUUACUGCAGACAGCAUUUAAUUGAAUUUAUGCAUUUUUCCAUUACUUUAGUUCAGUACAUACAAAUUUGUUGGUAGAAAGACCAUGUACUUGAAGCAUUGCAUUUGAUUCAACAUUUCUCUGUAGUUUUUUUUUUUUAAUUUUUUUAUGUUUUUUGAGACAUAUUUAUCUUCUAAAGCAAACAACUUUAUCUGAAACUCAAAGCCCUACAACAUGAACAACAGCACAAACCAGCAGAUAGGGAUGCAGUUGUAAUUGAGGGUUGCCAUAGAAGCUUCCUGAACUAAAAGUGGACUUCUGCACUUCCCCUCCAUUUAUUUGCUAUUCUGUAUUUAAAUAUGAUUCACACCAGUGGUUUGGAGUAUUUCAUUCAAGUGAAAACAUUGCUGAUACUGCAGCAGUUCACUGGAAACACACCAUGCAGCAAACUUAAAUAAAUGGUGGUUCUAAUAUUUUUCCAGUACCACAUCUGCUGCCUUUUUACUUUUCAUGCCAACUAUAAAGAAUCAUCCUGUAGUUGAUGCAUAUGUUAAUUACAGCUGCAACUCAGCUAAAUAGACAUGUAAUAUGUCACUUUGUGCAACCUGAAGUGUACGUCUCACUUGUACUGCAUUAAUUAUGGAAAGAUAAGCCGACUCCUGCAAUCUAGAGCUACAGAAAUAGUGUCGAUAAUGUGCAUGUGUUGCUGCUUGUUUUGCAGUAGUAAACCACUCUCUAGGAAUGACACUCCCACGUCAUUGCAUGGUGAACGUUUAACAUUUCACAGCUGUUAAAUUGUUGAGCUCCUCACAGCUGUACAAAUCUUGCCCAUGCUGUUAAAACUGAAAAUCUUUAACAUUUAAUGUAAAUCAAUCAAAAAAAAAAAACAAAAAAAAAAACAUUAAGUCAGCCAUUAAAUCAAAUGUCCUGUUUUAAAAAAGCUGUGUGUACAAGAAAUAUAAUACCUUCUUCAGUACUUCUUGACCAAAUGUCCUGAAGAUAUUUAUGCUGAAGGAUAAUGGCAUUAUCUAAAGUAUUAUAUGUUCAGUGUUUGCUACUGUGUUCUUCAACAAUAACCUGUUUUUUUGUUAGAGGAUAGUGUCAAUGUGCCUCAGGUCUUUUGAACUGUUUGUUUCUGAAUGUAAAUGAAGCACACUGGGAGUUAGGAUGAUAGAAAAGCAAUUCUGUAAAGAAUUGUCACAGACUGCUUCAGGAGAAGUCAGAUAAGUCUGAAGAAACAAGUUGUAACAAUGCUGUGCAAACAAAUCCCACACAGAGAAUAUCUUUAUUUAACAUGGAAGUUGUGAAAACAGCAAAGUGGAUUCUUUUAUGUUAAACAUUCGAACACGACAAUGUAAAAAUGUAACAACUGUUUUUUUGACUAAUGCUUGAUGUGAUAAAAAACAAAAGAUAAAGUGUGUUAAAGAAACAACAAAUGAUGUUUUGAAUUUCAAUAAACUCAGUAACUUUAA